Molecule: messenger RNA, 568 nt
Organism: Emiliania huxleyi CCMP1516
Lineage: Eukaryota; Haptophyta; Isochrysidales; Noelaerhabdaceae
Exons: 3
Coding region: 1-408 (135 amino acids)
Biological process (GO): DNA-templated transcription
Molecular function (GO): DNA binding
Source: RefSeq, a predicted model, not a curated record
AUGCUCCUAUACUCGUCCACACCCCGACUGUGUGCUCCUCCUCUCCUGCCCCCAGGCAUCGAGCCGAUGGACGCGUGGCGCGAGCUGCUCGUCCGCUUCACGGCGCCGCAGGGGGGCUCAUCUCGCUCGUCGGCCGACGACUUGACCGUGACGCGCCGCCUCACGUCCGAGAGCAAGCACAAGCUCGCGAUGCACGCGCUCGCGCUGGCGCUCUGGAUUGGCCACGGGCAGGGCGACACGGCCGAGCUGGCCAAGCUGCUCUCUCUCACGCCCAAGGAGGCGAACCUCUACCUCCGCCAACUCGGCUGUGCGAUGCCGCGCACGCGAGGCUCGACGGCGUGCAGCCUCAAGCUGCCGCUCGAGCUGCCGCGGGUCGAGCAGGGCCGCGCCGCGCCAAAGAAGCGGUAGCUGAGCCGCGAGCGCCACGUGCCGCGCGUCCGCCGCCCGGAGAGGAAGGCGCGCAGCCAGGCCAGGUCGCCCCGAGCCAGGUCGGCGAGGCGGUUGUUGGCAAGAGGGCGCCGCUCAUUCCCGAUUCCGCCCUGAGAAAAAAACUCCAUUUUCUUUUUUC